UUUCGUGUAAACUAGUUAUAUUCUAUAUUUUGAACUUAAAUGUAAUGUAAAAAAGGAUUUUUAUAUUCUAAAGUUAAUUAUAUUUGAAGUGAUUUAACUUAAAUAAACUUCAACAUGUACACAAGAACCAGACAAACUCCAGGCUAUGCUAAUGUCAGAAACCAAAGUACUCCAAAUAUAGGAUACCAAGGUCAAAACACUUAUAACCAGCCAGGAGGCUUUCAAGGAACCCAGCCUUCUUCAAAUCAACAAAGUAAUUAUAAUCAAGGAAGCGUACGGAAUCCACAACCAUUUAAACCACAGCAACCACAGCCACAACAACAAUCACAAAUGCAACAAGUAACAGCAAGAAAUUUGCAACAAGGGAAACCACAACAACCACAAAUGCAACUACCACCUCCAAGGAAUCUACAACAAGGGACAUCUCACCAAAUGCAGCAGCAACAAUUGCUACAGCAAAUUAAACAACCUCAGACUCAGUCUCAGUCUCAACCUCAAUCUCAAACUCAGCCUCAACCUCAGUCUCAGUCUCAGCCUCAGCCUCAAUCUCAGUCUCAGUCUCAAUCUCAAUCACAAUCUCAGUUCCAGCUUCAAUCUCAUCCUCAACGAUUGAAACCAAUUUUAAAACAACCUUCUAAUAUUCAACAACAAAGUGCAGUAACAGUACAAAAUAAUCCUGUUUCAUCCUCUCAAACAUUAGUUCCUAUCCCAACAUCUCCUUUAACAGCUAACUCUAAUCCUACACCACCAAUAAAUAAAAAUGUAAGUGAAGGAAAGAAUGAAAAUCAAGUGUCUGAAAGUGCAGAUGCUGAAGUACAGGAACAGCAUCCAAGAUGGAGACGUAAGGCACCUGGAUUUAGGGUAAAUAAGAGAUUGAAACGACUUCGUUUGAAUCAACGUUUAAAAAAAACAUUACAACCAAAAAAUGCAAUCAUGGUACUAAAUGAAAUGAAACCUGGAGUGCAAUUUACAUUUCCUGAAACUCAAGGACCUAUGCCAAACUCUCUCUAUCUUGUUCAUGCAGAGCUUGAUGGUAAAACAUAUGUUGGACAAGGAUUAUCUAAACCACUUGCUCGUCAAAAUGCUGCUGAAAAUGCACUAAAAGCUUUAUUACUUGAGAAAAUGACAGCAGCAUCUAUGAAAGCACGUAUCGAUGCUGAAUCAGAUGGACAAGCAAAUCAAUCUUCAGAGUCAUCUAAUACAGCAAAGGAGGAUAAUAACGAAGAAGCUGUAACACCAAUGGAUGUUUCUGUUGAUGAAAGUGAUGAAAUUCCAUGGAGUUCCUUAGCUAGCUUUGCAUUGUAUAAACUUUUCCUUGAAUGGCAUAAUCAAGGAACAUCAGUUCCAGUUCCAAGACCAGGAUUACCAUCACCUGCUAAAGGAAUGAAAAGAGAGAUUUCUCAUGUCCAGAAGACUCCAGUUCAAAAAGAACUUCCACCCAAUGCAACAAAUAUACAUCCUGUAAUGUUACUGAAUCAAAUGAGACCAGGUUUAACAUAUGUGGAACUUAAUCGAGUCGGUAAUCCACCUAAUACAAUGUUUACUCUUGCUGUUGAUAUUGAUGAUGUUGAAUAUACUGGAACAGCAAAAAACAAGAAAGAUGCCAAGAAAAUAGCAGCAAAAUCUGCACUUCUUGCUUUAUAUGGUUUAAAUUACCCGGAUGAAGUCAAACCAGUAUCUCAAGAUCAGGCAGUGGCUUAG
Messenger RNA from Eufriesea mexicana, 1701 nucleotides. RefSeq names its product double-stranded RNA-specific editase 1. Gene Ontology annotation, molecular function: tRNA-specific adenosine deaminase activity; double-stranded RNA binding; double-stranded RNA adenosine deaminase activity. The transcript is spliced from 7 exons. Lineage: Eukaryota; Metazoa; Arthropoda; Insecta; Hymenoptera; Apidae. The coding region runs from base 115 to 1701 and encodes 528 amino acids. Gene Ontology annotation, cellular component: nucleolus; cytoplasm. The record is from RefSeq and is a predicted model, not a curated record. Gene Ontology annotation, biological process: adenosine to inosine editing; RNA processing.